AUGCAGCUGGGCGACCCUGGCAAUGGGGAGCGGCUGCUGUACAACGGGAAGGGCAUCGACGAGGUGGGGGCCGUGAUGGCGCUGGGGGAGAAGGACGGGUCCGACUGGAAGCUGGCUGCCGGGGGCGCCGCAACGGACCUCGACGCGGCCCUGAAGUCAGAGGGGCACGAGUUCGACAGCUUCGCGCUGGACAUCCACAUUCCGGCCCAGUGCGGGGUGCGGGAGGCGGCGGUGCUCUCGCACAUGCGCAGGGCCUUCCCGGAGGAGCAGCUGCUCUCGAAGCCGCACCGCCAGGUGGCGGAGAGCAUCUUCAGCCUCCGCGACACGUGGCGCGCGGCGAUGAUGCCCGCGUUGCAGGAGGCAGUGCAUGGCGCCGCGCUGGACCUCGAGUCCGACAUGCGGUGCGGGAUCUACUUCGUGCACCGCGGGACGAGCAGGGAGACGUCGAUUUUGAAGCUGAACCGCAGCAGGAAGCGCCGUCGCGGGAAGCCGAAGGACAUCCCGCUGAGUCCGGAGGAGAUCACGCGAUCCCUGUCGAAGAACGCCUUUGACGCCAUCUUUGCCCUCUCGUCGAGGGACCUGGAGCUCGCGGGCGUCAAGGGCGGCGAGCUGUUCGUCCCAGAGUUCCCAGUCCAGGUGCUGCUGAGGAGCUUCCGGCGCCCGGUGCACGUGGGCGGGUACUACCGCAAGCUGCGGCGCAACAUCAGCAACUCCCCGUGGACGAUCGACGGCUCGCGCAAGGGCGAGACGUCGGUCCAGGAGGCCAUCGGCGACCUCAUCGCGCCGGCGCUGAGGGCCGACAGCUACAACAUGAUCUCCGCGGGCCGGGAAGACAUCGACGUGCUCAUGCUCGGAAAGGGCCGGCCGUUCGUCCUCGAGUACCAGAACGCGCGCUCGAAGAUGCCUGGUGCGGAUUUCUUCCGCGGCGUGGAGGAGCAGCUGGUGUCGAGCGGUGUGGGGGUGGAGGCGAGCGGUCUGCAGGUGAUCGGGAAGGAGCUGCUCAAGGAGCUCAAGGCGGGGGAGUCGGAGAAGCAGAAGCGGUACCUGGCGCUGGUGCGGCUGGACAGGGAGGUGACGGCGCAGGACAUGGCGGCGCUGUCGGACAUGAAGGACCUGACGCUGGCGCAGCGCACGCCCGUGAGGGUGAGCCACCGGCGGGCGGACCUCGUGCGCGAGAAGAUGGUGUACGAGAUGUCCUGCGAGGCGAUCGACUCUGCGUCCCCCGCGCUCGCCGGCACGAGCCUCCCAGAAGGCGUCGCGGAGGCGGACAAGCCGCGCAUGUUUUGGCUGUUGCUGCGCACGUCGGCGGGGACCUACAUCAAGGAGUUCGUGCACGGCGACGAGGAGGACGGCGAGGCGCGCACGACGCCCAACGUAGGGUCGCUCCUCAACGCGAGGGCGGAGAUCCUCCAGCUGGACGUCCUCGAGGUCGUCAUGGACUGGCUGUGA
Messenger RNA from Pedinophyceae sp. YPF-701, 1449 nucleotides. NCBI's taxonomy places the organism in Eukaryota, Viridiplantae, Chlorophyta, Pedinophyceae. The record is from the annotation of a GenBank genome assembly.